AUGGAUGGCGGUGCUGACAUUGACGUUGACGAAGACGACUUUCUAGUGCUUGACGAGGAUGACGAGCUGCGCGCGCAGCGAAUCAGCGCGGCAGGAGAAGGGACCUCUGACGAGGGUCACGCCCUUCGGGACUUCUCCAAGAUGCAUCUCAAGGAGGACCACUCGCAGCGACCCAUGUGGGUGUGUCCGGACGGACGAAUCAUCCUGGAGACCUACUCGCCCCUCUACAAGCACGCCUACGACUUUCUGAUCGCAAUUGCCGAGCCAGUCUGCCGUCCAGAGAAUGUGCACGAGUACAAUCUCACGCCCCACUCCCUCUACGCAGCGGUCUCAGUGGGUCUAGACACCAACACAAUCAUAUCAGUGCUCGACCGUCUCUCCAAGACCAAGCUCUCCCCUGACAUCAUCACCUUUAUUCGCGAGUCUACUCAGAACUACGGCAAAGUGAAGCUGGUGCUGCAGCGCAACAAGUACUUCGUCGAAUCGCCCUACCCCAAUGUGUUGCGGGAGCUUCUGAGAGACGAUGUGAUUCGCCGAGCCAGAAUCUUGCCAGCUGUCAAUGCUCAGGGAGCAGGGGACGCGUUUGCAGUGCAGCAGGGGGGGGCAGCAGACGGGUCAGCAGCAGCGCUCACGCAUGCGCUCAUGGGGGCAGGGGAGGAUGUGGGGGGCGAUGUGGGCGGGGGAGGGGACGACGGCGAGUUUCACUCCUUUGAGAUUGACCCCUCUCAGGUAGGUCAGGUGUGCUAUAGGCCUGCUGCCUCUUGCCCGUUCCUUAACGUAGGCAGGGGAGGGGACGAGAAGGAAUCUUACUUCUUUGCGCUUCUUUUUGUGCGCACUCCUGCCUUUAUGGGGCCGAUGUCGAGCGCGCUCAGGCAUCGUUGUGUUGCCGUGCGGUGCAGGCAAAUCCCUGGUCGAGCGCGUUCAGGCAUCAUAGUGCUGCCCUGCGGUGCAGGAAAGUCCCUGGUGGGAGUGUCAGCAGCGGUGCGCAUUCGAAAGAGCUGCCUGUGCCUGGCGACCAAUGCAGUGUCGGUGGAUCAGUGGUGCCUGCAGUUCAAAAUGUGGUCCACGAUCAAGGAUCAACAUAUCUCGAGAUUCACCUCUGAUACCAAGGAGAUGUUUCAGGGCGAUGCAGGUAUUGUGGUGACAACGUUCAACAUGAUUGCAUUCGGAGGGAAGCGGUCGGCAGAAUCGAAUAAGAUCAUCGAAGCCAUCCGAUCACGCGAGUGGGGCUUGCUGCUCAUGGACGAGGUGCACGUGGUGCCAGCUCAGAUGUUCCGGAAGGUCAUUGGCAUCACCAAGUCGCACUGCAAGCUGGGCCUCACAGCCACGCUGGUGAGAGAGGACGAGCUAAUUGCAGAUCUCAACUUCCUGAUUGGUCCCAAACUGUACGAGGCCAACUGGCUGGACCUGGUGCGAGGGGGGUACAUCGCCAACGUGCAGUGCGUUGAGGUGUGGUGUCCCAUGACCCGCGAGUUCUACGCAGAGUACAUCAGAGCCGAUGCAAGGAAACGACAGGGUCUGUACGUGAUGAACCCCAACAAGUUCCGCGCGUGCGAGUACCUGAUUCGCUUCCAUGAGGAGCAGCGGCGGGACAAGAUCAUUGUGUUUUCGGACAACCUCUUUGCUCUGGAGCAGUAUGCCAGGAAGCUCAACAAGCCCAUGAUCUACGGCCCCACCAGCCAUGCAGAGCGCACUCGAGUGCUCUAUGCCUUCAAAAACAGCCCCAACGUUAACACCGUCUUCCUCUCCAAGGUGGGGGACAACUCGAUUGACAUUCCCGAGGCGAACGUGAUCAUCCAGAUCUCAUCCCACGCGGGGUCGAGGCGGCAGGAGGCGCAGCGGCUGGGGCGCAUUCUGAGGGCCAAGGGGCGGAAGGAGGAUCGCAUGGCUGGGGGCACGGAGCACUACAACGCGUUCUUCUACUCCCUGGUCUCGACCGACACUCAGGAGAUGUAUUACUCGUCCAAGAGGCAACAAUUCCUCAUUGAUCAAGGUUACUCCUUCAAGGUGGUAACAUCGCUGCCCCCACCAGGGGAGGGGGACGACCUCUGCUACACGUCCAAGCAGGAGCAGCUUGAUCUGCUCUCCACCGUCCUCAGCGCAGGAGACGAGGCACUAAGGGAGGAGGUGCUAGCAGAGGACUAUGACGACCUGAGCCACGUGCCCACCAUCGUGAGGCGCUCCGCUGCUUCCAUGAGCGCCAUGUCCGGCGCGCAGGGGCGCUCUUACAUGGAGUUCAG
This is a messenger RNA of Closterium sp. Naga37s-1, 2240 nucleotides long. Lineage: Eukaryota; Viridiplantae; Streptophyta; Zygnematophyceae; Desmidiales; Closteriaceae. The record is from the annotation of a GenBank genome assembly.